Salvia hispanica is the source of this 2522-nucleotide messenger RNA. RefSeq names its product serine/threonine receptor-like kinase NFP. Gene Ontology annotation, biological process: protein phosphorylation. Lineage: Eukaryota; Viridiplantae; Streptophyta; Magnoliopsida; Lamiales; Lamiaceae. Gene Ontology annotation, molecular function: ATP binding; protein kinase activity. The record is from RefSeq and is a predicted model, not a curated record.
UUGUUUUUUUAUUAUUAUAUUAAUAAUAAUAAUUUCUGUAUUCUCCCUCCUCGUCCUCAAUUCUCUCCUUUCUGUCUGAGUUUACGCUGCCAUAGCAAUUGGUUUUCUUUUUCUACUUAAAACCCACACUGUGUUGAGAUAUUUACAGCUUCCAGAAAUGAAUCAUAAUGCACUUCGUUAUGUUGAUGUUUAUCCGAGUCAGUUUGCACUUUCUCAAAAUUUAUGCACGCCAGCUGUUUGAUAUUUGUCCCACAAUAGUUUUUCCAUUCUUCUCUCAUUUCUGUUCAGAGAACUAGUGUCCCCAUUCUCGUGUUUAUCACUUUUUCUUUUAUUUUUUCAAUCUUUCUAUCAUCUACCAAUGUAUUCCACCUCAAUAUACACUGCAUCAGCCUGCUGCAAGAAUUUCACUCUACAAGCAUGCUAUUUUUCGUGGGGCGCCAGAAACAUGAGCAAAAUGUCUCUGUAUCUCCAAAGGGCAAAACUCAUUGAUUCGAUAAGACUCUGUCUCCGUUCCAAUGCUCCGGAUUCGUCUCUCGUUACUUUAUUGAGGAGUCCUACUCUGGACUCGUUUGUCGUCACCAAUGCUCUCCGGUCGGCUCCCUCGCCUCUUUCCGCUCUGCAUUUGAUCAAAAAUCUUAAAAAGAUCGAAACUUUUUCUCAUACGCAAGAGACCCUCCACGCAUUGGCCAAGAUUCUUGCUAAAUCUGGACAGACGAGGAAACUCGGAGCGUUGAUUGACGCCAUAAAUACUGGAAAAUUUACAAAUGUGGCCUAUGCAAGUUUCAUGGAUAGAAUGCGGUGGUACGCUGCUGCAGGUGAUCUGACUGAGGUCAGUGGCGUCUGGCAUGAGUGGCGAAGAACAUUGGACAAGCAUCCUUGCACCGAGUCCUACAACGUUGUGAUGAAGCUCUGUGUGGAGAAGGGCAUGGAUGCAGAGGCUGUCAAGGUGUUUUGUAGGAUGGUUGAGGAAGGCGCCCUUCCGAACUGCAGAACGUAUACAGUGAUCAUUCAGCACCUCGUUAAGUUUGAGAAACUAGAUUCAGCCUUGAAACUCUUUAAAAUGCUGCCUCUUAUGAGAAUUAGGCGUACGUUGAUGCAGUAUUCUAUGUUGGUGGAAGCUUUUACUAGUGCUAACAAGUUGGAAGUUGUGAAAAUCUUGCUCAAUGAGAUGCGAGCUGAUGGGAUAUUGCCUGGUCGAGCAAUGCUGAUGUCGCUAGAGGUGAUGAAAGAGGCUGGCUAUGGCGAAGAGGCUGAUGAACUGAUUAAGGAAAUGAUGCCUGAUGAGAGGAUAAAAAGCAUAUGCUAUUCCUUAGUCAGCAACGAGGAUGAUGUUGAUGACGAGGAUGAGGGAGCUUCUGGUCUUUGUGGUGUCGAAAAGGAUGAAGUACAGUUGAAACCAUGGUUGGAUCCAGCUGCUUUGGCGAGUGCAUUGAAACAUUGGGAAGAUGAAGAAGUGGCUGUGCUAGAAGCUGCAAACAUUAUGUGGACAAGCCGCCUGGUUUGCAAAUUAAUUAGGAACUUCAAAUCACCUGAAACAGCAUGGGAGUUCUUCUGCUGGGUGGCUCGUCAGCCUGGAUUCGUUCAUGAUAUUUACACAGUGUCGAGGAUGAUUGCCAAGUUGGCUCGCCAUGGAUGCGUGCAGCUGGUUGAACAGCUGCUGUUUAAGAUAAAGCGAGAAGGCAUGCUAUUGUCGUUCAGCACCAUUAGGUUGAUUAUUGACUCUUAUGGAUUCUCGAGGAGGGGUGAUGCAGCUUUAGAGAUUUUCCAAAAUGUCAGAACAAUUUGUGGUCCAUUGUCACAAAAUAGUCAGCUUAUUCUGUAUUCGUCGCUCUUGAGGACAUUAGCAAAGUGCCAGAUGAAUGGUGAAGCCUUUGAAAUACUUGAGGAGAUGAUGCUGCGCGGGGUUUGCCCGGAUGUGCAGACAUUUUCUGGGUUGAUGCAUCAUUAUGCGCUUCAAGGAGAUAUCAAGACUGUGCAGAGAAUCUUUGCCAUGGUGAGACAGUGUGAUUUGGAGCCGGAUGCUUACAUGUACAAGAUUCUCAUCUGUGCUUAUUGCAAGUGUGAAAGAGCUUCUCUUGCCCUGAAGAUUUUUGAGGAUAUGAGGAACUCGCAAUUGAUGCCUGAUGCUGCUACUAAACAAACACUUGUGAAGAGUUUGUGGAAGGAGGGUAAGAUCCGAGAGGCAGCUCGAGUGGAAGAGAUGACUGAGGAAGCCGUGGACAACUUGCCACUUGCUUUGCCAGGACACUUGUACACUGUCAGCAAUGCAGAUCUUAUAAUGGUGUACAGAUUAUACUCCGGUUGUUUUACAGAUUGUCCCGGAAAAGAAAUUCGUGAGACAGAAUCAGUUGUGUCAGCAUGACAUGCUGAGUCUCGAGAACCAACUUAAAGACUCGCCGUCAUCGUGUGAGGCUUAUGUUACAUAUCGUGUUAAGUCACCUUAUGCUGACCUUGGAAGUAUAUCUGAUCUGUUUGGAAAAAGCAGAGCAGAGAUAGCAACAGCCACUAAUCUAACAUCGGAG